Molecule: messenger RNA, 770 nt
Organism: Myzus persicae (green peach aphid)
Lineage: Eukaryota; Metazoa; Arthropoda; Insecta; Hemiptera; Aphididae
Exons: 3
Coding region: 106-756 (216 amino acids)
Molecular function (GO): protein dimerization activity
Source: RefSeq, a predicted model, not a curated record
AUAAUAUAUAUUUAAUAUAUUUUAAUACCUAGGUUUAACAAAAACGAUAUUGAGUUUUUGGGAAAUUAUGAAAAAGUAUUACAACCAAUUUCCAUAAGUCUGGACAUGCUUCAAGGAGACAAACAUAUGAACUUUGGAUUUUUACUGCCAACAAUUGAAGAACUCUCUUCAAAAUUUACACUUAUGUCUCGAGAUGAUACCAUUUCUAAAAGUAUACAACCUCUUGUGUCUGCUUUGCUUACUGGCAUUAAUAAAAGAUUUGGGGAUUUAUUACAAAAUAAGUUUUUAAUUAUUGCAUCAGUGAGUAAUCCUUAUUUUAAAGUGGCAUGGAUUAAAAAUGAUGUAAGAAAGCAAAUGGCUAUGGAUGCAUUUAGAAAUGCUUGUUUACAAAUAUAUGAAAAAGAGUGUGUUUCCAAUACUCAAGAACCUAAUAUUGUAGAAAGUUAUGAUGAACCAUCAUUGGACUUUUUUACGUGGUCUUCUUCAAACAAUAUGAAUGGUAUAGAUUCGGUAGAUAUUGAAAUUAAUCAUUAUUUUAGGACUUCGCCAACAAAAAACUUGGAUUGUUUGCAAUCACUUCCUAUACUUAAAAAAGUAUUUAUUAAAUACAAUACACCUCUCCCCAGCAGUGCUUCGGUUGAAAGGGUAUUUAGUGUAGGAGGAGCUACGUUAACAAAAAAGAGAACAUCCAUUAGUGACAAGCAUUUUGAACAAAUAAUGUUUUUAAAAUGUAAUAAUCAAUGCAAUAAUAAAUAAUAAUAAAAUGAUGA